AUGGCGCAGUCUCUCCGCAUCACAGCGCUGGGCUGGCUGCUGCUGUCCCUGGCACACACUGUCGGCGCCCAAGACUGGCAGGCAAAUGCCAAGUUUCAGUCUCUGCCCAGACGCGCUUCCGCAUGCGCCCGAGCGGGCUGGUUCCAGGGCAGCGGCUUCUUCGUCAUGAACGCCCUCGUCAACUACGCCUGGUCCAGGGACCCGGCGCUCCUGGGGGAUCCUGUCCACAGGUCGGUUGCUGGGGCCAUGGUUGCCAUCAUGUGGGUUAGCGGCUGGUGGUACGCGAGGAAUGGGGUCGCUCCGAACGCGGUUGCUGUUGGGGUCAUGGGCGCCCUCCAGGGCUAUUCUGCUCUCCUGCGUUAG
Ustilaginoidea virens is the source of this 363-nucleotide messenger RNA. RefSeq lists its product as uncharacterized. The transcript is spliced from 3 exons. The coding region runs from base 1 to 363 and encodes 120 amino acids. NCBI's taxonomy places the organism in Eukaryota, Fungi, Ascomycota, Sordariomycetes, Hypocreales, Clavicipitaceae. The record is from RefSeq and is a predicted model, not a curated record.